This is a messenger RNA of Podospora pseudopauciseta, 1416 nucleotides long. RefSeq lists its product as uncharacterized. Bases 946 to 1416 code for a protein of 156 amino acids. The record is from RefSeq and is a predicted model, not a curated record. The transcript is spliced from 2 exons. NCBI's taxonomy places the organism in Eukaryota, Fungi, Ascomycota, Sordariomycetes, Sordariales, Podosporaceae.
AAUAGCCGUCUGGUGAUCCAGAUUCAUCAAGCUGCACCAAAGCUGCACCGUGGUGGACAACGCAAGGCCGCUAGCAAGAUUAACGGUCUUGCCUCUCCAUGCCGUACCGACUUCCCUUCCCUGGCACUUCCUGGACCCUUCAUACCCUUGCCAGAUUGGACAGCCAGGAAACAGCCCACCCGCCAAGACAAAAGAAAAAAAUGGAAGCGGUGGUGACUUGGGUCCGGCUCUGUCUGGCUCUCACGCUCUUAAGACGGGAUCAGAUAUCUAACCACUAGGGUGCCAUCCACAGCUUGGCCUCUUCUGACUUUCCCUUUCUUCCUUCCCAAACCUCGCCCGCCUCGUGCCAUCUCCUUUUAUUGCUCCAUAUAAAACCGUUGCAUACAUUGCAUCACGGUACCGAGAGAGUAUCGUUUGGCUGCGUGACAAGAGAAGCAGAACGACCGAGACUCCUCAAAGUACCCUCCAGUGCCCCACCUGCUCGACCACCCAGCUCUGCUUGAACCAGUGCAGUUUCCGUUUGCGAACCAUCUGAGAGAGAGCUUUCCCCCCUCCAACAGGCAACACCGACAUACAUUCAAAUUAUUCAUAUUCUCAUCCAUCAACAAGUUCAGCAUAACACACAUCCAUUGUCAAAACCUUUGCCGGGACGAGACCCAGUAGCCACAGCUUAAACUCACAUCAAAUCAACUCAACGCCAUUUGCGACGAAGCUCACCGAGCAAGCACCUUCUUCACCACCUCCUGGAAGCAAGUUCCCGUUGCUUGCCUGGUGCCGUCAGCAGCACCAGUCCAAGUGGGAACAUCUCACCAACCGAGUUUUCCAACAGCUCUAUGCAAGUUGUUGUUGUUGGAUAGCCUCUGCUGGCCUCUCCGUGAGGCCGCUCAAGCACUGGCAUAGCACCCGUCUACCCAGACUCUCCCACACGCACAUAUCCGACCUACGAUGGCCGGUAAAACAUUCAAAAAAAAUGUUGCCGGAUUGAUCUCCUCCUCCAAGGCGGCGAAGAGCCCCGACUCCGAUGUCUCGCCGCGCACAACCACAACCACUACCACCAACUCCAAAGCUCCCACCGACUAUUUCGCCGCCAACAUCAGCCCCCCGCAGUCUCCUCAGCAAUCGCCCGGCGCAACCAUACCGUUCCCACCACUGGCGACGGCGUCAUCGGGCGCUAGUACCAACACCUUUACGUCGUCGUCCAACUCGGCAGUGGACGGUGUGGAUGAUUUGCGACAAGCCUCGAAUGCUAGCAGCAACCGGCCGGGCGUCGCAUCUAGAAAAUCCUCGACGGCCUCUGUCACAUUCCGCCCUCCUCGAAAUCCAAGCCUCCCGCAAGGCGCGCACCGGAAAACGGAUAUAAAAACGAGACUCCGGGAGGCGUCGCCCGAACCUGUGAAAUCGAUCCCGUUCGGCUGA